Molecule: messenger RNA, 1473 nt
Organism: Schistosoma turkestanicum
Lineage: Eukaryota; Metazoa; Platyhelminthes; Trematoda; Strigeidida; Schistosomatidae
Source: the annotation of a GenBank genome assembly
AUGAUUAAACUACUACGUUUUUGUUAUUCGGGUGAUUUGCUGAAUAUUGCUUAUUUGAGUGAGUUUUCAUCUUUCGAUAAAUUGAAAGACAUUUCAACGCGAAGUGUAGUAGACUGUGACAUAUGUCCGGCAGACAGUUUUGCAAGUACUUUGAGAGAAGCUGACCAACAUAGCUGUGUAAAGAAAUGGUUGCCUGUUAAGCAACUACAUUGGACAAAGAAGAAAAGAAUACUGGUAACUGGUGGUGCUGGUUUUGUUGGUUCUCAUUUAGUAGACAAAUUAAUGCAAGAUGGUCAUGAAGUGAUUGCUCUGGACAAUUUUUUCACUGGAAGACGACAUAAUAUUGAACAUUGGAUUGGACAUAGUAAUUUUGAACUUUUACAUCAUGAUGUUACAAAUCCAAUCUAUGUAGAAGUGGAUGAAAUUUAUCAUUUAGCUUCACCGGCAUCACCUCAACAUUAUAUGCAUAAUCCUAUACGUACAAUUAAAGCCAAUACAUUAGGUACUUUAAAUAUGUUAGGAUUAGCUCGUCGUACAAAUUCGAAAUUUUUAUUCGCUUCUACUUCAGAAGUUUAUGGAGAUCCUGAAGUUCAUCCUCAACCGGAAUCUUAUUGGGGUAAUGUAAAUCCAAUCGGUCCAAGAGCUUGUUAUGAUGAAAGUAAACGACUUGGUGAAACAAUGACUUAUGCUUAUUUUAGACAUCUUAAUCUUCCUGUCAGAGUUGCUCGUAUAUUCAAUACUUAUGGACCUAGAAUGCAAAUUAAUGAUGGUCGAGUAGUGACCAACUUCAUAGCACAAGCAUUGAACAAUGAAUCGAUAACGGUUUAUGGUUCAGGUGAACAAACUAGAUCAUUUCAAUAUAUUAGUGAUCUUGUCAAUGGUCUUAUUGCUUUAAUGGCAUCGAAUUAUACAAUGCCUGUUAAUUUAGGCAAUCCUAGUGAAUUUACUGUGAAUGAAUUAGCAAUGAUGGUGAAAAAUUUUACAGACAGUAAAAGUGAAAUCAUUUAUCAACCUUCACCAAUUGAUGAUCCUCAACGACGACAACCUGAUAUUAGUGUAGCUAUAAAACAAUUGAAUUGGAAACCAAUAAUCACUUUACAAGAAGGAUUAAAUAAAACUUUAACUUAUUUUAAAGAUAUUUUAAAGCCAUCAUCUGAAUGUACUGUGAAUUUUACUUAAUUCUUCAAUGGUCAAGAUUUAUUUUCUACUACUUAUUCAUGAUGUCUUUAUAGGAUUAGGAAUGUUGAUUUCUGAUUUUUUUUUCAUAUUCAUUGAAUUAGUGAAAUGAAAGUUUAGUUUGUUUGAUAAUCUUACUGUAAAGUGUCUAAAUUUUUCUUUCCCUUUUACUUGUAGAUUAUUAAUAAAUAAAAUAAAAAAUAUUCUGAAUUUAUAUACAAUUUGUUACAUACAUACAUUCGUAUACUUUUCAUACAUACACUAUGUAAAAGUUUAAUAAAGAUGAUAUUCUGCUUG